This is a messenger RNA of Eruca vesicaria subsp. sativa (arugula), 1482 nucleotides long. The record is from the annotation of a GenBank genome assembly. Lineage: Eukaryota; Viridiplantae; Streptophyta; Magnoliopsida; Brassicales; Brassicaceae.
AUGGAAUACGUUGUGAUUUUCUUCCCAUUCGUAUUGCUUAUACUAGCUUACAAAUUCUUAUCAUCAUUCAAAACGCAACGUUUCAAUCUCCCACCAGGACCAACUCCAUUUCCCAUAGUCGGCAACCUCCACCUCGUGAAACCGCCUGUACACCGUCUCUUCCGCCGCUUGGCCGAAAAAUACGGUGACAUCUUCUCCCUCCGCUACGGCUCUCGCCAAGUCGUCGUGAUCUCUUCUUUGCCCCUCGUCAAAGAAUGCUUCACUGGUGACAACGACAUUAUUCUAACAAACCGGCCGCAUUUUCUGACGGCCAAGUACGUCGCAUACGACUACACCACGAUCGGAACCGCCCCUUACGGCGACCAUUGGCGUAAUCUCCGCCGUAUAUGCUCUCUUGAGAUCCUUUCUUCUAACCGCCUCACCGGGUUCCUCUCCGUUCGUAGAGACGAGAUCCAACGGUUGCUCACGAAACUCUCACGUGACCAUAAUGGACGUGUCGUUGAGCUUGAGCCUCUUCUUGCAGAUUUGACGUUCAAUAAUAUUGUCCGUAUGGUCACAGGGCGACGCUACUACGGAGACCAGGUUCAAAACAAGGAAGAGGCGAAUCUAUUCAAGAAAUUAGUGACGCAGAUCAACGACAAUAGUGGUGCGAGCCAUCCAGGAGAUUAUCUACCGAUUCUUAAAGUGUUCGGACACAGUUAUGAGAAGAAAGUGAAAGAACUUGGCGAAGCAAUGGACACUUUCUUGCAGCGUCUGCUUGAUGAUUGCCGUAGAGAUGGAGAGAGCAACACAAUGCUUAGUCAUUUGUUGUCUUUACAACAAGAACAACCCAAGUAUUACAGUGACGUCAUCAUCAAAGGCCUCAUGCUCAGCAUGAUGCUUGCGGGAACGGAUACUUCAGCCGUGACGCUAGAAUGGGCGAUGGCUAGUUUGUUGAAAAACCCUGAAGUAUUGAAGAAGGCAAAAGCUGAGAUAGAUGAUAAGAUUGGACAAGAACGUUUGGUCGACGAGCCAGACAUUGUGAAUCUCCCUUAUCUCCAAAACAUAGUUUUGGAAACCUUCCGGUUGUGUCCUGCCGCACCACUUCUUGUCCCACGUUCUCCUUCUGAAGAUAUCAAGAUUGGAGGAUAUGACGUGCCACGUGGCACGAUCGUACUAGUGAACUCUUGGGCCAUCCAUAGAGACCCAAAGCUAUGGGAUGAGCCCGAGAGGUUCAUGCCAGAGAGGUUUGAAGACAAAGAAGCUGCGAACAGUAAUAAGCUUAUGGUGUUUGGGAACGGACGAAGGACUUGUCCUGGUGCAGCUUUAGGGCAGAGGAUGGUGUCUCUGGCUUUAGGAUCGUUAAUUCAGUGUUUUGACUGGGAGAAAGUCAACGGUGAGGAGAUUGAUAUGAGCGAGAAUCCGGGAAUGGCUAUGCGUAAGCUCGUGCCAUUACGAGCCGUUUGCCAUCAGCGUCCCAUUAUGACUAAUGGCUUGGCUUAA